This is a messenger RNA of Penaeus vannamei (Pacific white shrimp), 1197 nucleotides long. NCBI's taxonomy places the organism in Eukaryota, Metazoa, Arthropoda, Malacostraca, Decapoda, Penaeidae. The record is from RefSeq and is a predicted model, not a curated record.
AUGCGGGUAAGCCGGUGGUGUCAGAGAGGCAAGCAGGACAAUGGUGUCAGGAAGGCAAGCAGGACAAUGGUGUCAGAAAGGCAAGCAGGUCAAUGGUGUCAGGAAGGCAAGCAGGACAAUGGUGUCAUAGAGGCAAGCAGGCCAGUGGUGUCAGAGAGGCAAGCACGUCGGUGGUGUCAGAGACGCAAGGAGGCCGAUGGUGUCAGAGAGGCAAACAGGAAUAACGUGUCACAUGUCAGAGAGACAAGCAGGCCAAUGGUGUCAGAGAGGCAAGCACGUCGAUGGUGUCAGAGAGGCAAGCAGGCCAAUGGUGUCACAUGCCAGAGAGGCAAGAAGACAAGUGGUGUCAGAGAGGCAAGUAGGCCAAUGGUGUCACAUGUCAGAGAGGCAAACCGAUCACGGGUGUCAGGCAAGCAGACCUAUGGUAUCAGAGAGUGGUGUCAGAGAGGCAAGCAAACCAGUGGUGUCAGAGAGGCAAGCAAACCAGUGGUGUCAGAGAGGCAAGCAAACCAGUGGUGUCAGAUAGGUAAGCAAACCAGUGGUGUCAGAGAGGUAAGCAAACCAGUGGUGUCAGAGAAGCAAGCAAACCAGUGGUGUCAGAGAGGCAAGCAAACCAGUGGUGUCAAAGAAGCAAGCAAACCAGAGGUGUCAGAGAGGCAAGCAAACCAAUGGUGUUCAGAGAGCAAGCAACCAGUGGUGUCAGAGAAGCAAACCAGUGGUGUCAGAGAGACAAGCAAACCAAUGGUGUCAGAGAGGCAAGCAAACCAGUGGUGUCAGAGAGGUAAGCGAACCAGUGGUGUCAGAGAGGCAAGCAAACCAGUGGUGUCAGUGUGUCAGAGAGGCAAGCAAACCAGUGGUGUCAGAGAGGCAAGCAAACCAGUGGUGUCAGAGAGAGGCAAGCAAACCAGUGGUGUCAGAGGCAAGCAAACCAGUGGUGUCAGAGGCAAGCAGGACAAUGGUGUCAGAGAGGAAAGCAAGCCUGUGGUGUCAGAGAGGCAAGCAAACCAGUGGUGUCAGAGAGGCAAGCAGACCAGUGGUGUCAGAGAAGCAAGCAAACCAGUGGUGUCAGAGAGGCAAGCAAACCAGUGGUGUCAGAGGCAAGCAAACAGGUGUCAGAGAGGUAAGCAAACCAGUGGUGUCAGAGGGACAAGCAGGGCAGUGGUGUCAGAGACUGGCCAAGUGGUGGCAAAGGGCUAG